AUGGGGAAUUGCUUUGUGUCUAAGAUGGGUAAUUCUAACCCAAGCAUCAGUGACCGCAGCAUCACCACUGGACCUUCCACUGCAGGGACGUCGAACAAUUAUAACAACGGUGGGGGAUAUUCGGCGACAAGCAGCAGCGAGGGGACAUGUUGUGAUGGGGAAAUAUGGCCCACACCGACCUUGAAGAUCUAUAGCUUUGCGGAUUUGAAGAAGUCCACAGCAAAUUUCAAGUCUGAUUCAGUGUUGGGAAGAGGGGUUUUUGGGACAGUGUACAGGGGAUGGGUUGAUAAGAAGACGCUUAUGCCUUGUCAAUUUGGCACUGGAAUGAUUGUUGCUAUCAAGAAAUUUGACUUGGAAAGUUUGCAAACGUAUACAGAAUGGGAGGUAAUUUCAACUUUGUUGUUUGCUUUCAUGUGACAAAAUUGGUUAGGAUUCAUGGUUGAUAUUCAUUUCCAGUAGUGUUGGAAUAAAAAGCAACCUUUAGGCUUCACUUAACUGCAACAUGUAUGAGAUAACGAAAUUUUUUUGGUUAUCUAAAAGAAGGAAACGUUCGUGAUAUUUUUUUUAUUAAAACAUCAGUCAAAACUAAACACCUUGAAACAUAAAAAUUUUAAUAUUUAAUUAUUAAUUGUCUUAAUGGUUUCCGUUAAAACAGUAAAUUUUUGGUAGUUUCAAAACAAAUUUUUGAUCCUUGUCUGUGACAACUGAAAAGAUGGUCUUAUUCCCUAAGAUGGAUUAGAACCUAGAGCUAUGGUCAAUGUCGCCUGCCGCUAAUGAAUGGAGAGGGUGAGACUAUCAAAAAGAAAUCAUGGUUCUAUUUUCUGAAAGAAAGCAGUGGGAGAGAGAGAAUGUUUCUUUUCACCAAAAUACCCAUGCUAAAAAAAUUGAACCAAGUUCUAUUGUACCUAUCUUCCCCUCCCUUGAACCACAAAUUUUAUCUUUAUGAUUUUUGCAAGUCUUUCUAAAUAAAAGGUUUUAUUGCCUAGAGAUUGAAUGGUACAAUAUAUAUGAGCAUACCUUUGUAAUGGUGGAGAGCCUCACUAUGGUUGACAUCACUAUAUUGCAAAAGCAAUUCUACAUAAAAAAGGCGGUGCACGAAUCUCCUACCAUUGUGGAGUCUAAGAAACGUAAUCCAACAUCUACAACCCUUUUUAUUAACUAGAAUCAACAACAUGAUUGUUGUAGCCAACGAAACUCACUGUUGUCUUGCCAGUCUUCUUUAAUUUCCAUCAACAUAAUAGUCUUUCAACCAGUGCUAAUGGUUUGUUUGCUUCAUUUCAUAAUGUAGUCAGAAGUGAAUAUUUUAGGAAGGCUUUCACAUCCUAACUUGGUGAAACUUUUGGGAUAUUGUUGGGAGUACACAGAACGCCU
Molecule: messenger RNA, 1371 nt
Organism: Ilex paraguariensis (yerba mate)
Lineage: Eukaryota; Viridiplantae; Streptophyta; Magnoliopsida; Aquifoliales; Aquifoliaceae
Source: the annotation of a GenBank genome assembly